Messenger RNA from Schizophyllum commune H4-8, 1228 nucleotides. RefSeq lists its product as uncharacterized. Lineage: Eukaryota; Fungi; Basidiomycota; Agaricomycetes; Agaricales; Schizophyllaceae. The record is from RefSeq and is a predicted model, not a curated record. Bases 318 to 932 code for a protein of 204 amino acids. The transcript is spliced from 2 exons.
AUUGCUUUUACCAAGAGAAGGGCGCGUGGUACUACGCGGGGGUAUACCAAUGCUUCCGCUUCCCCGAUCUCUCGGUCAGGGAGUGGAAUGAACUGUCGGACGAGGCCACGCAGUCCAUCGCCAAAGAGACCCUCGCCGCGCGUCGGAACACCUCCCCGCAGCACUUCUUUGAGGUGAAGGAACUGUAUGGCGCGGGUGCGCUGGCCGUAGCAUGCAUCGGGCUGCAGUGCGUAGGCUUCAACAGGCAGCUGCAUCAGGCGCUACUCGAGCAGGUGAAGGUUUGCCGCGCAGGGCGCUGGAGCCGCCCGAGCACAGCGAUGGGGGAGAGGGAGAAGGUCGAUGGCAGGAGCUCGGCGAUGGGGCUAGGGAUGGAGGGUGGACGCGCGUCGCCGUUCAACGGCAAUCGCGGCCCUGGGAUGGCGAGCCCGUCCCCUUUCAACCCGGCGGCUGGGGUGUUCAACCCUGGGUCUGCGUCGCCUUUCAAUCCGGGGACGCCGACGCCGUUCAAUGUGGCGGCUGCGCCGUUCAAUGCGGGAGCGCCUUCGUUUAAUGCGGGAGCGCCCCCGUUCAGCGCCGGGUCAGCGCAGCUCAAUGGCGGCGUGGCACCAGCUUCGGCGCCUUUCAACGCGUUCGCACAGCCUUUUGACGCGAAGAGGAUGGGUGCGAUGGUCGCUGGUCCGGGCGUCAUCGGUGGAGGUCCAGGCGGUGCGGUUGGCGGAGGCGCCGCGGGCACGAUUGGUGGAGGCGCAGGUGCCAUUGGCGGAGGCGCCGGUGCAAUUGGCGGAGAUGGCAUCAGUGCAGGUCCGAUGUCCGGCGGUGGCGGCUGGAACUCGGCGGCGGGGGAUCUGGUGUCGAGCUUCGAGGCGCUGAAGAUGGUGGAGGACAUCACGAGGGAGGGGCAGGAGAAUGUGCCGAUGGCGGCGAGGAAGUAGGUAAUGGGCGAUGCAGUAGGUGAUGGUGGUGGCGUAGAGGACGUUCGCGGUACGGUGGUGAUGCUUUUUUUUCUUCUCGACGAUACUGAGCUUGGCUCUCUUCUCCACGAUACCGGACUUGAUAACGACUUUGGCUUUUGGACUCUGACUCGCGCGUAGAGCUUGGAUUUGUAAAGUUAUAAAGAUACAUAACACUGACUCUGACCUACCUUACUUUCUCUGACUUGUACUUGGCACCUGAUUCUAUAGGUAUAGCUUGCGCCUGCUUGUUGCGACUCGUUGAACCUCUUGCCCGG